Prorocentrum cordatum is the source of this 1097-nucleotide messenger RNA. The record is from the annotation of a GenBank genome assembly. Lineage: Eukaryota; Dinophyceae; Prorocentrales; Prorocentraceae.
GCAUGGGUUUCCAUUGUGCGACCACGCACGCGCCAUUUGAUUUUGCUGUUGACCCUUGCACGUAAUCCUAUGUCUGCUGUGCUCUUGUGCGCUGCACGCAAUCCUACAGCCACGAGCGAGAAAUGGCGCCACGAGCCAGGUCCAGCCUUUCAGAGGAAGCACCAGCUGCACAAAAGAACGUUCGGAGCUCCGCGCUCCGAAAGAAAGUUCUCAUGUUGCCUGCUCUUCGUCGAGGCUUGUUUUAAACCUGCGGCGCACGUCGAGGGGGACCAGCAAAACCCGACGGGCGACACGACGUUGCCGCCCGGCCCUCUGGCUCGGGCAGUCUGCGCUGCCAGGCCGCGCGGCCUCAGGAGGAGGGGAAGAAGAGGACGGGAACAGGCGUGCUACAGAAGCCGACGUCGCGCAGACAAUCACAUAACGGGCGAUAAAAAGUUGCCGCCAGCCCUCACGGGUUCUCUAUGUGCGCUGCAGCUGCUGGACCACUAAGAGGUGUUCACCGAAGGAAGCACAAAAACCAGACCGUCUACCACCCACAAGUAUCAACCACAUGCUGCCGCUUGACUUCACAGUUCCUUCUUCUGCUUCUUUUUUUUUUUCGCACCACCGACGGUGACCUCCUGCUGUUGCGGUGACUCGCCGGUAACGAUUGUCUUGAUCCUCUUUGAAUCCGAAGUGGCCCCCUCACGGACAAUCCAAGUUUGCUCCGACAGAGUAAAAAAGUGCUUUUCUCCACCUGGUGGUACCUCUGAUGUUUCACCAAAAUGCCUUUCCUCUCCCUGCUGUGGCCCAUCCGGGACGAGCCAGAAACAAUGCACUGUGGACUCGCCGGCGUUUUUGAUUACGAGCUUUAUGUGCUCGUCAAUCUCGGGGGUAACAGUCUUCUUCCCACCGAAUGGGUGGCCCAUUGCGGCUAACUGUUCUUCUGUGUAAUCAUCGUUGUUCACCUGUUCCCCGUCGGCACCCGAAUUUGCGUCGACGUCCCCGACGUCCCAUGCACCCGCUGCAAAGACGAGACACCAGGGAAAGAAAAGAGAUCGCAUUGCGACCAGCCUUGGUCGAAGAUUUGCCCUAUCACGCCUGGAGCCGAAAUGGCU